UUAUGUACGAUAGGAUCUCCUGGCCGGUUAAAGUCGUGCAGAUUGAACGCCGUGAAAAGAUCGAAGAUGAAGGACUGCAAAUCAUUUGCCGGAAUUCUAUCCCUUGUCCUGUUUUUUCUAGCAAACUUCAAGUUCUCCAUAUGUUCGAAGUUCUACGACAUUACUGCAAAGGAUAUCUAUGGAAGGGACGUGCUAAUGGGGGAUCAUUUUCGCGGCAAGGUCGUUCUCAUCGUCAAUGUAGCCAGCGAGUGUGGUUACACUGACCUCCACUACAAACAGCUCGUUGACCUUCAAUCCAGAUUCUCAGUCGACCAUUUCGUUAUCCUUGCUUUCCCUUGUAACCAGUUUGGUAGCCAGGAACCUAACCGCAACUCUGCCAUACAUCGCUUUGUAAGGAAGAAAUACAAAGUCCAAUUCCGAAUGUUCUCCAAGAUCAACGUCAUCGGAGAACAGGCCCAUCCCUUGUACAAGUUUCUGGAGAGCCAGACGAGGAGAAGCCCCACUUGGAACUUCAAUAAGUAUUUGAUUGAUCGAGAGGGUAAUGUGGAAAAGUAUUGGGACCAUACGGUCCCUCCACUCGACUGCUUGAAGAAAAUCAAGAAACUCCUUAAUUUCGCUGUUUACAACUCAGAAACUUUAAGAGUGGAUGCCGGUGAAUUGUAAUUCAAAUAUUCAUCGAUGCUAUCAUUUCUUUUAUAUCUAUAAAAACGCAUGGAUAUGUUCACUCGGGCAUAGAUUUCCCCUACAACACCUUGGCAAGACGAUGCAAGACGAUCGCAAGUAAUAUGUCUUAUAGGAAGCCAGAGUAAUCAUGGAUAAAUUUUUAACCUGAUAUUUUGUAUAAUUAAAGAUUUUUAUUUUA
Molecule: messenger RNA, 862 nt
Organism: Actinia tenebrosa (Australian red waratah sea anemone)
Lineage: Eukaryota; Metazoa; Cnidaria; Anthozoa; Actiniaria; Actiniidae
Biological process (GO): response to oxidative stress
Molecular function (GO): peroxidase activity
Source: RefSeq, a predicted model, not a curated record